Messenger RNA from Hyla sarda, 2229 nucleotides. RefSeq names its product myosin light chain 10 (gene MYL10). The record is from RefSeq and is a predicted model, not a curated record. Bases 1686 to 2135 code for a protein of 149 amino acids. Lineage: Eukaryota; Metazoa; Chordata; Amphibia; Anura; Hylidae. Gene Ontology annotation, cellular component: mitochondrion; cytoplasm. Gene Ontology annotation, molecular function: calcium ion binding. The transcript has 9 exons.
CAAGCCACCGCCGCAGGGCUGUUAAAUGCUGUGCCGAGCCACCACCGCAUGAUGCCGGGCAGAGCCGCCACCGCGCGGUCAUGGUCAGGCCGAGCCGCUGCAUGAGCCGAGAGCCAUCCAAGCAGGUAAAUGAGGGUGAAAUUUAACCUUGCAAAGAAGCCAUUGAAUUCUAGGGAGAGAUGCUGAUGCAACGUAAAAAAACCAAACAACCAAAGAUUUAUACUUAUGUAUAAAAGAAAAAAAGUUACCUACAGCCCAUUCCAUAACACCCCAGUGCUGAUCUAUAACCAUACGCCAGUCAUGCCAGGACAAUUCUUGUAACAGCGAUCAGCAAAAGGGCAUAACUGCAAUAUCUUUCACGACUAGAGAUGAAUACAUUUUUGAAAAAUUUGAUUCGGCCGAUUCGUGGUGGUGGAGGUGGUGGCAGCAUGAGGAGAACAUAUAGUGGCUGAAUCACACAGACUUGAGUUGGCGGCAGCAUGAGGAGAUCAUAUAGAGGCUGAAUGACACAUCGUGGAGUUGGUGGCAGCAUGAGGAGAACAUAUAGUGGCUAAAUGACACAGCGUGAAGGUGGCGGCAGCAUGAGAAGAACAUAAAGCAGCUGAAUGACACAGUCUGGAGUUGGUGGCAGCAUGGGGAGAACAUAUCGUGGCUGAAUGAUACAGCAUGGAGUUGUCAGCAGCAUGAGGAGACCAUAUAGUGGCUUAAUGACACAGCAAGGAGGUGGCGGCAGCAUGAGGAGACCAUAUAGUGGUUGAAGCACACAGACUUGAGUUGGCGGCAGCAUGAGGAGAUCAUAUAGUGGCUGAAUGACACAUUGUGCAGGUGGCGGCAGCAUGAGGAGAACAUAUAGUGGCUGAAUGACACAGCGUGAAGGUGGCGGCAGCAUGAGAAGAACAUAUAGCGGCUGAAUGACACAGUCUGGAGUUGGCGGCAGCAUGGGGAGAACAUAUCGUAGCUGAAUGACACAGCCUGGAGUUGGCAGCAGCAUGAGGAGACCAUAUAGUGGCUUAAUGACACAGCAAGGAAGUGGCAGCAGCAUAAGGAGACCAUAUAGUGGCUGAAUGACAUAGUAAGGAGGUGGCGACAGCAUGAGGAGAACAUAUAGUGGCUGAAUGACACAGUGUGGAGGAGGCGGCAGCAUGAGGAGAACAUAUAGUGGCCGAAUGAGACAGUGUGGAGUUGGCGGCAGAUUGAGGAGACCAUAUAGUGGCCGAAUGACACAGCAUGGAGGUGGCAGCAGCAUGAGGAGACCAUAUAGUGGCUGAAUGACACAGCGGGGAGGUGGCGGCAGCAUGAGAUGACCAUAUAGUGGCUGAAUGACACAGCGUGGAGGUGGAGGCAACAUGAGGAGAACAUAUAGUGGUUGAAUGACACAGCCUGGAGGUGGCAGCAGCAUGAAGAGAACAUAUGGUGGCAGUAUGAGACAGCUUGGAGCUGGCAUCAGCAUGAGGAGAAAAUAUGGUGGCAGAAAGAGACAGCCUGGAGGUCGCUGAAAGUGACCCGGUGACAGAGUGGUGCAGUGGGUGGCAAUACCAAUACCCAGUGAUGAAGGUGGGUGAAAAAGGAGAACUUGGCAUCAGAUGUGUGGCAUCAGGCGGGUGAGAGGAUCAGAAUAGUAGCUGAGGCAGUCUCCUAAGAAAGCAAAAAAGAAAGCUGAAGGAGGUGGUUCCAAUGUCUUCUCCAUGUUUGAUCAAAGCCAGAUCCAAGAAUUUAAAGAGGCCUUCACCAUUAUGGACCAGAACAGAGAUGGCUUUAUUGAUAAAGAAGACCUGAGAGACACAUUUGCUGCUCUGGGUCGUAUUAAUGUAAAGGGUGAAGAACUUGAAGCCAUGGUGAAGGAGGCACCAGGACCCAUCAAUUUUACCAUCUUCCUUACAAUGUUUGGUGAAAAACUUAAAGGCACAGACCCAGAAGAAACCAUCUUAAAUGCUUUCAAGAUUUUUGAUCCUGAUACUAAAGGUCAUAUAAAAGCAGAUUAUAUCAGAGAAAUGCUCACAACUCAAGCGGAUAGAUUCAGCCAGGAAGAGAUCAGCCAGAUGUUUCACGCCUUUCCCCCAGAUGUUGCUGGUAACCUGGAUUACAAGAAUCUAUGUUAUGUUAUCACCCAUGGUGAAGAGAAAGACCAGGAGUAACAAGGGAAUCUAUAACAGCGGGUCAACAUUGCUGCUAGAUUUAUUGUGAUGAUCAAAGUGUCUCAAUACAUGUCUGAAUAAUAAAAAAUAUUCA